Molecule: messenger RNA, 2055 nt
Organism: Erythranthe guttata (spotted monkey flower)
Lineage: Eukaryota; Viridiplantae; Streptophyta; Magnoliopsida; Lamiales; Phrymaceae
Source: RefSeq, a predicted model, not a curated record
UUUGAAUAUUAUUCAGAGCAGCCAAACAAAGCAAUAGAAAUCAGCUAAAUAUUUAUCGACUUCAUCUUCAACUUCAAGCAAAAUCGACUUUUAUUUUGCUGUUCAAUUCAGGGAAUUUAUUCUGCAAUCACAGUAAUUUCCUUAUCUGCAGCCUCACCGCCGAAGCAUAAUAAAGCAUAUACCACUGCGACACACUGUAAUUGAGAGAAAAAGCAGAGAUAUUUCUUUUUUUUUUUAAUUAAUUUAUUGAAGAAAUUGAUUCAGAGCAGGUGUGGAGCAUAUAUGGGGGAUGGGAGGGCGGGCAAUUCGAGCAGUAAGCCGGAGUGGCUCGAGCAAUACGAUGUGAUUGGGAAAAUCGGAGAGGGAACAUACGGUUUGGUUUUCUUGGCGAAGAUUAAGGCGAACCGCUCUAAAUCAAUAGCCAUCAAGAAAUUCAAGCAGUCCAAAGAUGGCGACGGCGUUUCCCCCACCGCGAUUCGUGAAAUUAUGUUGCUUCGGGAGAUUUCCCAUGAGAAUGUGGUAAAGCUUGUGAACGUGCACAUCAAUCACGCAGACAUGUCGCUUUAUUUAGCUUUUGACUAUGCCGAGCACGAUCUUUAUGAAAUCAUCAGACAUCACAGGGACAAGGUCAACCAAGCGAUCAACCCGUACACCGUUAAGUCGAUAUUGUGGCAGCUUCUCAAUGGUCUUAAUUAUCUUCACAGUAAUUGGAUCGUCCACCGAGAUCUAAAGCCGUCAAAUAUCUUGGUAAUGGGUGAUGGGGAAGAACACGGAGUGGUAAAAAUUGCUGAUUUUGGCCUCGCUAGAAUUUACCAAGCUCCCUUAAAACCACUGCAUGAAAACGGGGUUGUGGUAACUAUUUGGUACCGUGCGCCUGAGUUACUCCUUGGGGCAAAACAUUAUACGAGUGCCGUAGACAUGUGGGCUGUGGGUUGCAUAUUUGCUGAGCUUCUCACUCUAAAGCCACUAUUUCAAGGGCAAGAAGUAAAAGGGACACCUAACCCGUUUCAGCUUGAUCAACUGGACAAAAUAUUUAAGGUUCUAGGUCAUCCCACACCGGAAAAGUGGCCAAUGCUCGUGCAUCUUCCACAUUGGCAGACUGAUUUGCAACAUAUUCAAGGGCACACAUACAAUAAUGCUGGACUUUACAAUGUAAUUCACCUCUCUCCCAAAAAUGCAGCUUAUGACCUCCUCUCGAAGAUGCUCGAGUAUGAUCCGAAAAAAAGAUUAACAGCCGCCGAAGCUCUUGACCAUGAGUAUUUUCGCCAUGAACCUUUGGCGGGUUGCAAUUCACUUGUACCGCCACAACCAGGAGAUAAAGUUGUGAACUACCCAACUCGGCCAGUGGACACAGCCACUGAUAUUGAAGGAACAAUUAGUCUCCAACCCUCUCAACCGAUAUCAUCUGGAAAUAAUAUGCCGGGGGGAAUGGCGGGCCAACAUGUAAUGCAAAAUAGGUCGAUGCCUCGGCCGAUGGCUAUGGUUGGCAUGCAAAGGACUCAACCGCCGCCUGGCAUUCCGGCUUAUAAUCUUGCUUCUCAGGCGGCAAUGGGCGGUGGAGUAAAUCCAGGCGGCGUGCCGAUGCAGCGAGGUGUUGCUCCUCAGCCUCAACAACAGCAGCAGGUUUUCUGGGAGAAGAAAAGACCCUGGAAUGGGGAUGACUGGUUAUCCACCACAACAGAGAUCGAGGCGCUUCUGAGGUAGAUUCAGCCAGAUUUCCAGGUUAUGCGGAAGACAAAUGGCGGGAUAAUUUAGGAAGACAAAGAUUUAAUUCGAAAGUUAGGUUUCUGAAAGAAACGUGUUAUCUUAUCAGCUCUACAGAAGCUGGAAUAAUCCGAUCAUAUUCUUCGUAUUAGAAUACGAUAUAUUAUUCAUAACUGAAGUUUCCAAUUCUCCUUGAUCUGCUGGUGCAAAAUGAUGUCGAAAUUGCUCCCUUGUUGUAUAGUUACAUUAUGACUUAUGAGGCCUUGUUUGGCUGGCAAGAUUAAUCAUAAAAACGAGUUCUAUUCGAUACCUAGUUAAAAUAUUAACCUUUUGCAUUCGGCUCAUGAUAAA